GUUACAUUACAUCACACAUUACAAUCGUCUUUCUUCAAAACAAAACAUAACCGACAAUCCAUCCAUCCAUUUUUCUACUGCGACAUAGUCGACAAGUCUACUGGUCGACUAUGAAUACGCAAAUCACACACAUGUAAAUAUUGAAGAACGAGGACUCUUCAAGAUUGAGAUGUUUAAAAGAAGGAAUUAGGCUCUGACAGAAAACCGCCUAGCGUGUCAGUCUCAGACCGGAAGUGUGAUCAAGUAAAAAAAAAAAGGGAACAGGUAAACAGGUGUUCAUUGUUUGACGGUCGGUUGCCGCGCAGAGAUGGUUUGUGGAGGAUUCGUUUGCACCAAAAACUCCCUUUGCGCACUAAAUAUACUAUAUGUGCUUGUGAGCCUGCUGCUGGUGGGCGUGGCGGCAUGGGGAAAAUGGUUCGGCCUGGUCUCCAGCAUCCGCGUGGUGGCGGUAGUCAUUGGCGUGGGCAUCUUCUUGUUUCUGGUGGCCUUUGUAGGCCUGUGCGGCGCCCUGAGGCACCACCAGGUCCUCCUUUUCUUUUACGUGAUCAUCCUCUUCGUGGUGUUCGUGGUGCAGCUGUCGGUGUCCUGCGCCUGUCUGGCCCUCAAUAAAGACCAGCAGAAUCAUCUCCUGGAAGUUGGAUGGAACAAGUCGGAGUCCACACAGAGGGACGUGGAGAAGACCCUCAACUGCUGUGGAUUCUCCUACGUCAGCUACAACGCAUCCUGUGCUGCUAGCUGUUUUAACCACAUGCCACCAUUGUCUUGCAACACGUGUGCUGCCAUCAUUGAGACGUACGCAGGGGAGGUUCUGCGCUUCGUCGGGGGCAUCGGACUCUUCUUCAGUUUCACAGAGAUGCUUGGAGUUUGGCUGGCUCACAGAUACAGAAACAUUAAAGAUCCCCGAUCAAAUCCCGGAGCAUUUCUAUGAUUAUGGUAAUAAAGAACACUCGCACUGCU
Nerophis lumbriciformis (worm pipefish) is the source of this 957-nucleotide messenger RNA. It is a transcript of the gene tspan13a, whose product is annotated as tetraspanin 13a. The record is from RefSeq and is a predicted model, not a curated record. Gene Ontology annotation, cellular component: membrane. Lineage: Eukaryota; Metazoa; Chordata; Actinopteri; Syngnathiformes; Syngnathidae.